This is a messenger RNA of Cladocopium goreaui, 1427 nucleotides long. The record is from the annotation of a GenBank genome assembly. NCBI's taxonomy places the organism in Eukaryota, Dinophyceae, Suessiales, Symbiodiniaceae.
CUGAGACCAGUGAAUCUGAAAACAAGAAGGCAAAAGUUGAAGAGCCUCGCGCAGCGGAUACUGAGGGCCCAGCCAUGAAGCGGAAGGACGAAAUGGAGAAACCCAAAGCUGAAGUUGUGCAGGAGAAGCCAAAGGUGGAAGGUGUCAAACCUGAGAAGCGAGAGAAAAGGGCAUGGUCCGAAGUGGUGGCACCUUGGGCGAAAAGGACAGAGGUGAUCAGCAACCUGGGCGCUGGGGCACCCGAAUUUGUCCCUUUGGCGCAGCAGCUGCAAGAACUAGGUGUCCAUGACUCUAGCGAAUUGGGCAUCACCACCGUGCGGGUGUCUGGGCUGUCGCCUGAUACCACCGCCACGGGACUCUUCCGGCAGUUGGACCUUUGGGGGCUUGGAGGAUCCUUUGACUUCCUGCAUAUCAUGUCCGAAGCGGAUGGCAGCGCCUAUGCCAACAUCAACUUCAUUGAUCCAGUUUUCGUCUCGCUCUUCUGCUGCCUAUGUCAGGAGUACCAACUUCCAGCAGAUAUCUCGGUGUCAGAAGUGCAGGGGAUCAAGGCCCUGACGGCUCAGUGGGUUCAAAGCGGUGAUCGCAUCCAAGCGGUGGUGAUUCGCAAUGCAAUGCCUUCACAGUGGGCGGUGAAUGCAGUGAAUACCAUGCUGUCGCCGCAGCUGAAGGGGCAGUUUCGAAAGACAAAGCGAUGUGUCAACCACAAGAAGAAUCGCUGUGACCUAGGCGCAGAUUGCCCUUUUGCUCACAGUGAGGAGGAGUUGAUGCCAAUGCCAGAUUUGGCAAAAACGAAGAUGUGCUACAACUACUUCCGCAGGAGAUGCAACGAUCCCACGUGCAAGUUCGCGCAUGGCUUUGGGGAGCUUCGUUCUGUUUGGACCUAUCCCAUGUGGCCAGUGGAGGUCAUGCAGGGCUUCGACUUUAGCCAACCGCAGGCCUACCCUACCGAUAUGUGCUACAUGCAGGAGGAAUCGCAAGGUGAUGCUUUCAGUGCGGAGCGCCCCGCCGCUCCUGAUGACAGCGAGCAAGGAGACUCGAUUCUUUUUGAAGCUUUGCCUAAAGACGAAGGUACUCGGCCUGUGCUGGACUACAAGGUAGCCUUGCGGGUUCGCAGGACGUUUAUGGAAGUCACGCAGGUGGAGGACAUGGAGGAUGACGAUGAUGACAUGCCCAUUGGAACCUCUAUGCGACGGUCCUUCAGCGAUAGCCACCUUGAAACCUUGAAGGAGGCGAUGGAGGAGGACACGGAGCUCUAGCGAAAGGCUGGAGGAGAAGUCCGACCUCAGGGGCCUGGAAGUGGCUUAGCAGCCCGGCCUGGAAGAUCUCUUCGGAAUCGAUUCGGAUUCUGUUGCCCAAUUCACUGGCAUCACACAGCCUUGGGAAGCGGCACUGGAAGAGACUCAAAGUCGCUCUUUCGGUGAUACAUG